ACAGGAUGAUUGCCACUCACUGAGCCUCCAACGACUUUUCUUGUCCUCUCAGACGGGCAGACCCAAAACGGAGACUUCGAAUCUCCGGCCUCUAAAGUUUACCGAUCAAUCGAACCAAAGUUUGGGUUUUAAUUCUCCUUCGCUUCAAGGUGAAGUGAGAGAUCUUCACUUCAUGUUCUAGAAAAGGUGUUUUUCUUCUUCUUCUUCUUCUUCAAUUUUCUUGUAAGGGAAGGUUAAUCAUGGCUGGUCGGAGAGAUAAAUCCGGCCAAACCACGCGCGGAUCUCGAAUCAGUGCCGCCAUAGCUGUCGGAGUUUUGAUGGGUUGCGUCUUUGCUUUCUUUUACCCCAACGGACUCUUCUCAUCAAACCAGCUGCCGACCCAAACUCGCAAACUCUCCAAACUUGAUCUUCAGGGUGACUCUUCCUCUUCGUGCGAUUCGGACCAGAUAAAUAAAUUGAAAUCAGACUUCAUGGAAUUGUCUAACCAGAACACAGAGCUACAGAAGCAGGUGAGGGAGCUGCGCGAAAAGCUGCGUUUAGCUGAGCAGCAAAGGGGCAAUGCAGAGCAACAGAUUGUGGUGUUGGAUAAACCACAAAAGGCCGGCCCUUUUGGCACUGUUAAGAGUCUGAGAACUAACCCUCCAGUCAUCCCGGAUGAAUCCGUUAACCCCAGACUGGCUAAGAUCUUGGCAGAGGUUUCUAUUGGGAAAGAGAUCAUAGUUGCACUGGCCAACUCAAAUGUGAAAUCCAUGCUGGAAGUCUGGUUUACGAGUAUCAAAAGAGCCGGUAUCUCCAAUUACUUGGUUGUGGCGUUAGAUGACCCUAUCCUGGAUUUCUGCAAAGAAAACGGAGUCCCCGUUUACAAGCGGGACCCGGACGAGAUGGUUGAUUCUGUUGGGAAAAUGGGCGGGAACCAUGCCGUGUCCGGAUUGAAGUUCAGAAUCUUGAGGGAGUUUUUGCAGCUGGGUUAUAGUGUCCUCCUCUCAGAUGUUGACAUUGUGUAUUUACAGAAUCCUUUCGACCAUUUGUACCGGGAUUCGGAUGUGGAGUCAAUGAGUGAUGGACAUAACAACAUGACUGCUUAUGGAUACAAUGAUGUCUUUGACGAACCCGUGAUGGGCUGGGCCCGCUAUGCCCACACCAUGCGGAUAUGGGUUUAUAAUUCCGGGUUCUUUUACAUAAGGCCAACGAUUCCUGCAAUCGAACUACUUGACCGAGUUGCUGACCGGCUUGCCCGGCAACCAAAUGCGUGGGACCAAGCGGUUUUCAACGAAGAGUUGGCAUUCCCAUCACAUCCCGGUUACAUUGGGCUUCAUGCUUCAAGACGAACCAUGGAUAUCUACCUUUUUAUGAAUAGCAAGGUCUUGUUCAAGACGGUGAGGAAAGAUCCUGCCCUGAAAAAGAUGAAGCCGGUUAUAAUUCAUGUAAAUUACCACCCGGAUAAACUUCCGAGAAUGCAAGCAGUUGUUGAGUUCUAUGUUAAUGGCAAGCAAGAUGCUCUGGAUUCAUUCCCUGAUGGAUCUGAAUGGUAAAAAUGCUUGCUUUGAUGGGACAUCCACUCAGUUUUUUCAUUUCCCAGAUGUGUUUUCAUUUAUAUUUGCUAUAGUUAUAUUCAUACUUGUUUUAGCCUCAGGCAAUUCCUCCCUUCUGGGCUUCCAUGUGUAUUACUGAUUCACAAUAUUGAACUAUAUUUUGAUUCUGGAUUGGAAAUUCAAAAUGCCCUUUAGGGCCGGAUCGGACGUAGAACUGCGAUUCUUGAAACCGUUUC
Messenger RNA from Cuscuta campestris, 1768 nucleotides. The record is from the annotation of a GenBank genome assembly. Lineage: Eukaryota; Viridiplantae; Streptophyta; Magnoliopsida; Solanales; Convolvulaceae.